Athene cunicularia (burrowing owl) is the source of this 3081-nucleotide messenger RNA. RefSeq names its product zinc finger and BTB domain containing 8B (gene ZBTB8B). Gene Ontology annotation, molecular function: DNA-binding transcription factor activity, RNA polymerase II-specific; protein binding; RNA polymerase II cis-regulatory region sequence-specific DNA binding. The record is from RefSeq and is a predicted model, not a curated record. The coding region runs from base 58 to 1494 and encodes 478 amino acids. Lineage: Eukaryota; Metazoa; Chordata; Aves; Strigiformes; Strigidae. The transcript is spliced from 3 exons. Gene Ontology annotation, biological process: regulation of transcription by RNA polymerase II.
GCCCUUCUGCUGACGGUGUUUUCUCGUUGACUCCGGCAGCGAGCGGAGGCGGGAGCCAUGGAGAUGCAGUCGUACUACACCAAGCUUUUGGGGGAGCUCAACGAGCAGCGCAAGAGGGACUUCUUCUGCGACUGCAGCAUUAUCGUGGAGGGGAGGAUCUUCAAAGCGCACAAAAACAUUUUGUUCGCCAACAGCGGUUAUUUCCGAGCCCUGCUGAUUCACUACAUCCAAGACAGCGGCCGCCACAGCACCGCCUCUCUGGACAUUGUCACCUCGGAGGCCUUCUCCAUCAUCCUAGAUUUCCUUUAUUCCGGGAAGCUAGAUCUCUGUGGGGAAAAUGUUAUCGAGGUGAUGUCUGCGGCUAGCUAUUUGCAGAUGACCGAUGUGGUCAACUUCUGCAAAACAUAUAUAAGGUCGUCGUUAGAUAUUUGCAGGAAAAUAGAGAGAGAAGCUGCUUUCUAUCAGGCUGAUAGCGGGAGCGCUAGUUCUGCAAGAGAGGGCACCUCGUACAGCUCAAAGAGCCAGUGCUCUGCCUCUGUCUCCUCCCUGCAGGAGAAGGAAAGGAUUUCGGAUUGCCAGAGAGAUCCUCCCUGCGGCGAAUGCAGCAGCUGCCAUCCCCUGGAGCUCGUAGUCAGGGACCCUGUAAGCAGCGACUCUCCAGAGGACGUUAAUUCUUCGCUGCCCAAGGGGGUGGAACCCAAAGUAGAGUUUGACUCGGAUGAAGUAGAAGUAGAAGUGGGUGAACGGCUGCCGCAGUAUCCCACUCCGUUGUCCCUCGAGCAGAUGGAAGAGGGGCUGCACGGCGGGCAGGCGAUGGACCUGGCCUGCAAUAACUAUCACAUGAAACAAUUCCUAGAGGCUCUGUUGCGCAACAGCUCAGCUCAGAGAAAGGAUGAUGUGGUUCACCACUUUGUCCGGGGCUUUGAGGGUAGGCCAGAGGAUGCAGGGGUAGCCAUGAGUUCCAUGAUGGACAUUCACAGCGACUGGUAUGGUGAGGACACAGGUGAUGUAUUAGUUGUGCCAAUCAAGCUUCACAAAUGUCCGUUCUGUCCCUACACGGCCAAACAGAAAGGAAUUCUAAAACGGCACAUUCGCUCUCACACAGGUGAGAGACCUUACCCCUGUGAGACGUGUGGGAAACGUUUCACUCGGCAGGAACACCUUCGGAGUCAUGCUUUAAGUGUGCAUCGAUCAAACAAGCCAAUUAUCUGUAAAGGCUGCAGGAGAACAUUCACCAGCAGCCUGUCUCAAGGAUUACGACGCUUUGGCUUGUGUGACAGCUGUACCUGUGUGACCACUACCCACGAGGACUCGAUGCCCAUUAACCUCAGCGUAAUGGAACCCUCGUCAGAAGGCCAGGAGAAGGGUGACACUGAUAACGACUGGCCCAUCUACGUGGAGUCUGGAGAGGAAAACGAUCCAGCUGAUGAUGAUGAUGGUGAUGACAAGCAGGAAAUCCACAGGAGCUUAUCAGACCGAGAAACACUGAUGUAGCAGUGAGAGGAGAGUGGGAGCGUUUAAAGCGUCUCCCUGACAGUCUGCAACAGAAAACUGCUUAUUUGCCCUAUUAGUGAGACUGUGCUGGUUUUUAUUAUUCCAUUUUUUUACUGGAAGAGCGGGGAGAAUUGGAUUUUUUAAUACUUUUCAGUGCUGUGCACCAGAAAUCUGUGAAGAAUCUUCUGUCUGGGGUUCACAGAGGUUGGACUUGAGCAAUUUCCAGUGGUGUCUCUGCCUCCUAGUUUUGAUUUUGCAGGUGGAACAUCUCUGUGUUGUUUUGAUAACAGGUUUCUUCAGAUAAUGCUGUCGUGGUCCUUAUUCCCUGAUCUGAUAGGGGCACCGUCUUCUCUCUGAAGAUUACAUUAAAAGAAAUGUAGUUUUCAUCCAUUACCUUGGACUUUUCUAAACUAAGUCGUGAUCCUUCUGUAUUAGGACAGUAUUAUCUAAAUUGUAAACCUUAAGUGUUUGCUUAGACUGGAUUUGACCUGGAAACCAGGGAAGACAAAUCAGGAUAGCAAAAAUAAUGCUGCUACUGGAAGCACAGACAGUAAGAAUAAAUAUAUUUCAUGUGUCCUUAAUUGCAGGUAUUUAGAGAACCAGCUUCUCUUUCUGAAUUGUUUUUACUGCAUCUUCCUCCCUCAAGAGCUCAGACUACAGAUCUUCAGACGUGUCUUUAAUGUCAUUUAGACAUUAGUAGUCUUGGCUUAAGAGAUAUUAAGCACACAUUAGGGUGUCCUGUUCUCUCAGUUUAGACUAAGCGAACUGCCCGGUUUUCUUCAGCUUUUUACAGUUAAAAGCUGUCAAUCAGGUUACUUGGGCAUUCUGAUUCUGGUAGAUUAAAUAGCCAGAUUCACAGCUGAUGUAGCCAAGGAGCAGUUAAAUAUUUUAAAUAUCUGAGCUAUGCAUAUAAACCAGCUCUGAAUACCCUUUUUGAAGCAAUUGAUUAGGAGAUCUCAGAAAUUUUUACUAGCCUCUUUGUAUGCAAUCCCUUUUCUUUUUCUUUUGCUAUAUUUUAGUCUUUGAUGAUCCUUCUCAUGGUUUAUGUUGUUGUGUGAAUUUAUUCAAGUACUGUUUUGGUUUUUUGGGGUUGUUUUUUUUUUAAGCUUCACUGUGGACCUCAUGUUUCUUUGCUGGGAUAGAUAAAGGUUGGCUUUCAAAGGAGGUGAGGAUUUUUUUUUUUUUACCUUUCCAGUAGUAAGUUGAUAGAAAUUAUCAAAAAUCAAGCUGGGAAGCUUUAGAAGAAAACACACCGCCAACAGAAAGCCUGUUUGUUUAUGGGUAACCUACUGUUUCCUAACGAAGAGACAAAACUGAAAUAUACUGUGAAAUAAGACUGUUAAUGCUUCUUUACUAUGUUGUUCAUAAGUGUUUCAUGAAAAGGCAGAUUGUAAUGAGUCUUUCUUUCUAGCUGGAGUAAGUGCUGGAUCAGAAGCCUGUAGGCAGACGUGGCUGACAAUGAGCAGUUCCUCCCACUUCACGAGACAGUGCUUCUUGAGCCUUGCAGUGUAGACUUAACACUUGGCAAACGUUUAGAUGGAACCUAAAAAAACGAAGAGCCCUCUGAUUUAACCAAUUGGGGUGGUU